AUGGAAUCGAAAAUCAAAUCUAUUAAGAAAAAGAUUGAAGAAUCUAAUCAUUUUCAAAUUCAAAGAGAAUCAGUACUAUUAAUAUAUCAAUUAUUACAAAAUGAAAAAUCAACACAAAUAUUUGAUUCAAGUGUAAUUUUAUUCCUUCAAUUAAUUUAUAAUCCAAAUACCCAUGUUAUCGAAACAACCAUCGAAUGUAUUAUAAAUUUAAUUAAAGAUAAAAAAUUAAAUAGAGAAUUUGUAUUGAAUAAAUUGAUUGAAUCUAUAUCAUCAUUAGAGAGAGGAAAUGUUGGAAUAAUUGUAAAAGUUAUUAUAUUAUUAUCAAUUGAUAUUGAAUAUAUGUCAAAGAUAAUUAAAGAAACCAAUAAUAAAGGAUACUCAAUAUUUCCAUUAAACACAUUAACUAAACAACAUGCACUUAGUAAACCUGAAAUUUAUGAUUCAUUCUCUAUGGAGAUUGAAGAAUUAUUAAGUGAUUCAAAUAUACCAUCAUCAUUAUUAGAUCAAAGAUUCGAAUUUUUAAAACCUUUAGUUUCAAAUUUAUUAUUAAAUAUUAAUGAAUUACCAUUAGAAACCUCAUUAUUACAUAAUAGUUUAAUAAGAAUAGCUCAUAAUAUUUCAACAUUAUAUCAACCAAUUUUAUCACAUUUAUCAUCAUUAUUAUAUCUUUAUAAUAAUAAUAAUAAUAAUAAAAAUAAUAAAAAUAAUAAUGGUUCAUAUCAAAAAAUUCAAUAUAUUAGAGAUUUAAUUGAUUUAAUUAGAUUCCCACCACAAUCAUCAAAUCAACUAAAUCAAUGUAAUGAAUUUCAGAAAUCAAUUUUAUCAAUAAUUUAUUAUUUAAUGAAUGUUUUUAUUAGUGGUUUUAAUGAAAAAGAGAUAUCAAUUAGAAAUAUGGCAUUAACUCAAAUUCAAGAUUUAAUUGAAUUAUCACCAAUUUCAACUACAUUACUUUGGAAUCAAUCAUCAUUGAAUAGUAGUAGUCAAAAUUUAAAUACACCUGUAUUGGUGGUUUUAUUAUUAUACUUGCCAUCAUCAUUGGUUUGUUUUCAAAAAAAGAUUUUAAAUAUUUUACAAUCAUCAAUUGAAUCAUUAUCAUCAAUUGAUUUAAAACAAAUUUUAAAAUCUUCAGAUAGUAAUAAACAAGUUAUAUUACAUACAUUAAGAUUAUCACUUUCACCAAUAAUUAGAAUCAUUUCAAAUUUUAAUCAACAACAACAACAACAAGAACAAGAACAACAAUUACAAAAUGAAAAUUUAAAAAAACUAUUAAAACAAAUUGAAACUUUAAUUUUUACAAUUUCAACAAAUAUUGAAAGAAAUCAAGAAAUCAAUUCAAAUCAAGAUAUUGAUGAUGAAGAUAUUGAAGAAUUAAUUUUUAAUCAAUCAUUACCAACAUUAGAUAUUUAUUUAUUAGAUAAUUUUAUACCAAUUAAUUUAGCAUGGAAUUUAUUAAUGAUGAAUAAUAAUGAUAGUAGUAGUAGAAGUAGUAAUGGUGGUGAUGGUGGUGAUUAUUUAAAAUAUGAAAUUAUACCAAGUUGGUUAGAAAUUAUUAAAUUUAAUAUACUAAAUCAAAAAGAAAUUAUUGAAGAACAAGAAGAAGAAGAAAAAGAAAAAGAAAAAGAAAGAAAAUCUUUAAUUAAUAAAAGUAAUAUUAAUUUUUCAAAUGAAUUUUUAAUUUACUUUUUAUCACCAUUUUUAUUUUAUAAAUUUAAUCAACAAAAUGAAAUUGCAAGUGAAAUUAGAAUAAAAACAAUUCAUUUAUUACCAUCAAUUUGUAGAAAUUCAAUUGAAUCAAUUUCAUUGAUACCAUUAUUCUUUUUUUCAAUUCAAAGAGAAGAAUCUUCAAAUGUAAUCUUAGAUUUAUUACAAUCAUUACCAGAUUUAGCAAAUAAUAAAGAAUGUUUAAAUUCUGUUGUUAAAGUUUUAUCAAUUUUAGAACAACAAACAAAGAAACAACAACAACAACAACAACAACAACAACAACAACAACAACAACAACAACAACAACAACAAUCGUCAUCAAAUAGCAAGAGUAGUAGUAGUAGUAUAAUAAUGCCAUCAUUUUUAUUAAGAUUAUAUUGUAAAUUAUUAAAAUCAUCACCAUUAAUCUUUACAAAAAUUGAAGAAUUAAUUUAUUCAAUUAUUAAAGAAACAACGACAACGACAACAUUAUCAACAAUUGAAAUUGAAAAUAAAAUUUCAGCAGCAAUUACAAUUAAAGAAAUUUGUGAAUUUGAUUCAAAUUUAGGACAAGAAUUAAUUCAACCAUUAUCACAAUUCCUUUGUAAAGAUAAUGAUCCAACUAUACUUUCAAUUAGUUUAGAAGCAUUGAGUAGUUUAUGUGAAAAUGAGAUUCUAUCAUUUACAAGUGCUUGGAAUGUAAUUAAAAAGAAUUUAGGUCAAGAGGAAUCUUUUGAACAAGAUAAAAGAUCGCCAAUGGUUUUAUGCUCACUUUUAGAUUUCUUUUCAAGAGGUGGUGUUUGUGAUUUACGUGGUGAACAAAAUUUAGAACAAAAAACAAUUGAUAUUAUCUCUGAUAUAAUUCGUAGAAUUUGGAAUUUAACUUUUGUGAAAAAUAUUAAUUUACAAGAUAACAAUCAUCAUGAUGAUUCAAAUUUAAAUGAAAAUAAUAAUAAUAUUAAUUUAAAAGUUCAAUCAAAAGCAUUUGAAACAUUAGGAAACUUUAUUAAUGCACCAUUAUUAAAUUUAGAAUUAUUUGAAAAAAUUAAAUCAAAAGUACCACAUCUUUUAAUAAUUUUAUCAAAAUAUCAAAAAAAUCAAGAAUCAAUUGAUGAAAAUUUAAUUUAUUUAUUAAAUUCAUUAUUAAAAAAUGAAUUAACAGAAAAAAGAUCUUUAAAAACUGCUCAUCAAAAUUUAAAACAAACAAAAUCAAUUUCAAUCUUUAGUAGUAGUAGUGGUAGCAAUAAUAAUUGUAAUAAAAUAUUUGAAUUAUUAAAUAAUGAAUUAAUUAAUGAAUCAAGAACUGGUAUUAAAUCUGGUAUUUUAGGUGGAUUAUUAUGGUUUAAUAAUGAUUAUGAUUCUCAAGUUACUACUCAACAACAACAACAACAACAAGAAAAUAAUAAUAAUGAAAUAAAGAAAAGAGUUGAAAGUAAAAAAGAAAUUUUAAUUAAUUUUAAAUUAAAUAAUCAAAUUUUAAAUGAAUCAAUUGAAUAUUUAGAUCUAUCAAGGGAUUUAUUAACAAAGUUAAUGAUUACAUUAGGUGGUUGGAAUAAAUUUAUGAAUCAAUGUUUUCAAGCUUUGAAAAAGAAUGAUUUAAUGAGACAAUCAUUACCAAGUGGUACUAAAUUAUCAAUUAAAGAAACUAAUGAAAAAGUAUUUAAUGAAAUUGAAACCAUGCUAUUAAAGAAUAUUAAUGAAAAUGGUUCUACAAUGGUUAAAGGUGAGAAUUCAGUUUAUGCUUUAAUUUCAUUAGCAAAAACUCAAUCUUCAAUUUGUUAUUCACAAAUGGAAUCAAUUGUAAAUCAAUUAAUUCAAUGGAUUACUAAACCAGAGGAACAUUUUAAAAAUGGUGAAAACUAUCAGUUAAUUCAAUCGGCUUCUUAUUUAGGAUUGGGUAUUCUAUUACCACAUCUUUUACAAGAUUCACCAUUAAUUAAAGAAUCUAUUAAUAUUUUAGAAUUUGCUGCAACUUCAUCAACAAGUAAAUUAGAUUCAUCAAUUAAAUUCAAUUGUUAUUUAUCAUUAGCAAUUUGUUCAUUGAAAUUAUCAUCAACAAAACAUCAAAAUGAAAAGAAAAGAAUUAAUUUAAUAAUUUAUAAUAGUUUUUUAAAUUAUUUUGAUAAUUCAAACAAUGAUGUUCAACAUGCUUUAAAUGAUCAUGACCCAACAUCAUCAAUGAUAUUUGGUGGAUUAUGUUUAGCUAUUGGUUAUUGUUCCGAUAGUUUUGAACAACUUUCAAUGUCAACACAACUCUCUAAAAUUUAUGAAAUCAUUGAAAAGAAAUUAAUUAGAAAUCAACAAUUUUCAAUUGAAAAUAAUUUAGCUCAUAAUUUACUUUUAAUCUCAUUUCCUUCAAUUAUUGGUAGUUGUUUUAAAUUAUCAUUAAUUAAUUCAAAUGAAAUUUUAAAUAAUUUAAUUCCAACAAUUUAUUUAAAUCAAGAUAAACAACAACAACAACAACAACAACAACAACAAUCAAUUUAUCAAUGUAUUGGUUAUAAUAAUUUAAUUCAAAUUUUAUUAAGUAAAGGUUUCACUGGUUUUGAUUUAUCAAUGAUUCAACAAUUAUUAAUUUCAAAUAAUAAAAUAAUGAAUGAUGCAAAUAAUAACUAUUCAACAAAUGUAAUAAUUAAUUCAGUUAUUUCAACAUCAAUUUUAAUUGGUUCACCAAUUUUAACACAAUCAAGUCAAGUUUUAUUUGAAUCAAGUUUAGAAAGUUCAGUUUUAAAUUUUAUAAAUUCAAAUCCAAAUUCUAGAAAAGAAUUUCAAAGUUUAUUAAAUGAAAUUAUAAUUUCAAUGUCAAAUUUAUUUAAAUCACCAAAUACUGAUAGUAAAUUAAUUAGAUAUAUUUCAAUUUGUUUAGGUUCAAUAACUUUAUCAACAACAUAUAAUAAUAACAACAAUGGUUUAAGUGGUGGCGAACCUGAAAAUUUUGAUCAUUUAUCAAAUGACUUAUUAAUUAAAGCUUUAUUUAAUACUUUAAUUGAUUCAACAACAUCAUCAACAUUAAAUGAUUUAAAUUUAACAACAGUUGAAUCAUGUUUAAGAAUUUUAAAUCAAUUAAAUCAAAAUGAUUCAAUUAAAUUACCAAUUGUAAAUUGGAGUACAAUUAUAAAGAGAAUUUAUAGUAAAUUUAGAGAUAAUAUAAAUAUAAAGAAGCAAUGUAUUACUUUUGUAUCCAAAAAUAUUAAACUCUCAACAUUAUCAAUUGUAAUGUCUGAAUGGUUAAGUCUUUCAAACUUUAAUAGUGAAUCUCAAUCAAUUCAAUUGAAAUUAAUUAAAUCAUUACCAUUGGUUUUAAAUCAAUUAUCACCAAUACGUGUUAAUUCAAUCUUUGAUGAAAUCAUUUCAAAUAUAAUUUUAAAUGAUCCAUUUUUAAUUUGGAAUAAUGUUUUAAAUAAAUUAUUUAAUCAAAAUGAUCAAGAUGAUGAUCAAGAUGAUGAUGAUGAUGAUGAUGAUGAUGAUGAUGAUGAUGAUGAUGAUGAUCAAGAUGAUGAUUAUAAAGAUUAUAAUAAUAAUAAUGAAAUUUUAUUAAAUGAAAUUAAAGAAAUUAUUUCAAGAUUUAUGAUUUUAAAUGUAAAGAAUUUACCAUCACCAUUUAUAAAAGAGAAUGAACAAUUAUCAAGUGAUAAUAUGAAAUUAUUAAAGAUUGCAAGUAAAUCAUUGGUACAUCUUUCAAAAGAACAAUUGCAACAAUGUUUAGUUUUAUUAAGUGGUAUUGUUGAUAUUGACUCUGAAGCUAAAAUUCAAUAUCUUUAUGUUUUGGUAUUAGCCAAUGGUAAUGGUCCAUUUGGUAAGGUUACAUUAUCAAACUUUUACAAAAUUAAGUCUUGGUGUUUCUCUUCAACUACCGCUGAACAACAAAGUAAAGUUUUAUCAAUUUUACCCUAUAUCUUAACUAAACCAUUAAUUGAAAAUCAAAAUUCAUUUACUUUUGAUUCAAUCUUAAAUGAUAUCUUUGAUUCAAUCACACUAACUCAAAGACAACAUGUAAUUGGUUUAGAAUUACUUUCACAAUUAAUUUCAACUCAAAUUAAUAAUUCAAUCUUUGAAUUUAAUUCUUUCUUUAAUUUAUAUUUUAAUUUUGAUAGUAAUGAAAUAAAAUAUAAUCAAAUCAAAUCAAUUUGUAAUACUUCAAUAUCAUUUAGAUAUUUAGAAUUGUUACCAUACUAUUUACAAGUAUUUUAUAAUGGAAAAUUAAAUAAUACAAUCAAUACCACUAUUAAAGUUACUGAUUUUAUUGGAAAGUUAUCUUCAUUAUUACAAAACAGAUCAUCAGUAUUAGGUUUAAAAACUAAAUCAAUUAUUUUCUCUUCAAUUUUAACAUUAAAUCAAUUGAAAUUUAUUGAUUCAUCAGUAAAUAGCGCAAAUGAUAAUCAACUUCAACAAUUGAAUAUCUUUAAUCUUUAUAAGAUUUUAAAAUCUUCCCCUUCAAAUAAUAGUAAUUAA
Molecule: messenger RNA, 6132 nt
Organism: Dictyostelium discoideum AX4
Lineage: Eukaryota; Evosea; Eumycetozoa; Dictyosteliales; Dictyosteliaceae
Product: armadillo-like helical domain-containing protein
Exons: 3
Coding region: 1-6132 (2043 amino acids)
Biological process (GO): regulation of post-transcriptional gene silencing
Source: RefSeq, a predicted model, not a curated record